CGCAGCGCGGGAAGUCCAGGGCUCUGCGGAAACCUCCCCCCCGCCGGGUUCGGCUGCGCUCUAAUCGAUCGCAGAACAACCGAUCUGCCGGCGCCAUCGAUUCCAUCCGGCUUCGCCAGCCUCGCUCCUGUCCCAACGCGCGCCAGAUUUCCCCAGAGCAGCCGCAGCCGUAACCGUGCGUCAGCAGAGCAGUCCUAAGCAGCUAUGGAGCAUGCAUUUACUCCACUGGAGAGUCUGCUUCCCACAGGAGACCUGAAGUUUUGCCUCGUGAUUCUUAACCAGCCUUUGGACAAAGGUCAUUUUGAUCGUCUGUGGAGCAAAGCUGUCUUGAGAGCAUGUGCCGAUGGAGGUGCUAAUCGUUUGUAUCAGAUCACAAAAGGAAAUCAGGACAGCUUCUUACCUGAUUAUAUCAGCGGUGACUUUGAUUCCAUUAGGCCUGAAGUCAAGGAAUACUACAAGGGCAAGGGGUGUGAGCUCAUAGAGACCCUGGAUCAAGAUUUGACUGACUUUACCAAGUGCCUUCAGAUCCUCCAGACAAGGAUAGAAGAAAAGGGCCUGCAGGUUGAUAUCAUUGUGGUUUUGGGCGGACUUGGAGGACGCUUUGACCAAAUCAUGGCAUCAGUGGAGACUCUUUUUCAUGCAACAAAUAUCACUCCUUUUCCAGUUAUAGUUCUCCAAGACUGCUCCCUCAUCUACCUGCUUCAACCUGGGAAGCACAAACUGCACGUAAACACAGGACUGGAAGGUGAAUGGUGUGGCCUCAUUCCUAUUGGAAACACUUGUGACAACAUAACCACAACUGGCCUCAAGUGGAAUCUCACUAACCAGCUGCUAAAGUUUGGAACGCUCGUCAGCACUUCAAAUGCAUACGACAACUCGGGAAUCGUGACCAUCGAAACUGACAAGCCUUUGCUGUGGACAAUGGCCGUCAAAAGUGAGCCAAAUGCAUAUAAUUAAGCAAAUGCCACAUUUUUCAUUUGAUCAAAGACUACAUUUUUUGGAAAACUGCACUCAUCUGCAGGCACGGAAGGAUUAUUCUUGAAGAGGUAGAUUCUACUUAAAAGCAAGAUUUGGGGUUUUAGAGGGGGAAAGACUGAAAGAUCUUCAAGACAUCAAAUCAAGGGUAGUAACCAGCAUAGUCAAUAUGCAGUAAUAGGCAUUUAAGAUUGCUCAACUCUUUACUCUUUGUAAUUUUCCUAUAUUGUUUGAUUACUACUAAUGUAAGUUGUCUGGAAACACCAGUUUUAAAAGUCACUGUGGUCAGCAGUGAAAUUGUAAUUUAAUAGUUAAAAUAUUCUACCGAGAUAUUUUAUUUGUGGCUUUGAUUCACAUUUUAAUAGUGCCAUACAAAUAUUUACUAUUGUACUUUUAUAGGAGUGAAACUUUACAGUGCGGCAGUGACCAGUUGAUUUUGUGCCUUAUUGUUUAGGAACUUAGGCUGCUUGCAGAUGUUUAAGAAAAAAACAACAACCAACCACCCAACUUCCCUCCCCCAAAAAAGGCAUUUCAUUUUAAGCUUGGUGCACUCCCACAUUGAGCCCAACACAUGCCCAGAAGAGGCAUUAGUUGGACCCAGCCUGCCCAAUAUGUGUAUAGCUCGGGUGCUUUGGUGGGGCUUUUUUUGGUGCUCUUAUCUAAUAGCUAGUUCACUCCGCUUUAGAUGAAACGCCAAAAAGCCCUGCUGAAGCACCCAAUCUAUACAGACACUGUGGAGCUGGGUCAGAGUAUGCAUUAGUUCCUCCAGUUAAAGCGUUUUUGUUUUUAAACGUUUGCAAGCAGCCUUGGAAGCUAAUUGCAGAUUUUAAAGAACAGCAAUAAUUCUAAUACCUGCUACAGCUGAAAUUAUUUUAGAAAUAUGCAUUCAUUUCCGUAUUUCUUUAGGUGUCAAUGCUGGUAUUAAAAUGAAUUACUACUUCCCAGUAUUGAGUACUAUUAAGAAUUUAAUAGAAGGUUAAUAUUCCAUAAUGGUGCUAGUAAUAAAAAAGAUUGGUCUAAUUCUCAGAAAUACAUUAAUGUAGAUUGUCAUUAUUCCUCUGAAGAAAAAUUAAUUCAAUGUUUUUAAAACCAAAUAAUUUUUUUAACUAAGUCGUUUUUAGUUAUUUUUUUAAAGUGGGUUUGGAGACACUGACUGACCAACUAUUUCAUUUGCUUAUGUAAAUUAGUGCAGAAAUGCAUAACAGUCAUUUAAAAGGUGAACAAUUUUUUUAAACCUGCAUUUGAAAAUUGCAAAGCAAAUUUAGUUGGUGGAAAGUUGUGCCCUCUUACAGAUUCAGUAUAAAGCCUACGGCAUUAGAAUCCAAAUCUGAAGUGCCUUCACAUAAAUUAUAAUCUGUAAAAUACAUAUUUAUUCUUGUUUAAAGGGACAAGUAGAAUUUCAGAUAAAUAAUCCAUUUAUUAUCACAUUAAUCUAAAUUAAAGAUUAAAGCCUUUCACUUUGCUUUGUACUAGUGGCAGCAUAUAACAUAGGCAAAUUCCUACUUUUGGAUUUUUUCUAUUCCAAGUUUCAGGAGUUGUAAUAUAGGAAAAACAAUGAAAGUUACCUAAUUUGUUUAAGUGAACCCAAGUAGAGCAGGUUAAAAACCUAAAAAUUGUAGUAGAACACCACCAUGUUCUUGGUGGGCCAAGAGCAGUGUUAUGUAAAGCUAUGUUGUACUGCUAAAAGGAAAAAGCCAAGAAAGCCCAUUCAGACUUAUUCACUCAACUUGGGGCAUAACAAUGAUGUACUGUAGUAAAAAGAGAUAAAAGUACAGUGCUUCUAAAGCAAGAACAAAUAAGAUAUCAAGCUUUUUUUAAAAUCCAAAAUAGGGGUUUAUUGUAUUAAAUAGCAGAUAAAGAUACAUGGAACAUGUGUAAGCAAAAAAAAAAAAAAAAAAAAAGCCCCUUACUCUUCCCUCCCACUAUCCAUCAGGCUCCAGCUUCAGUUGACUGGUCUUCCCAGUAAGUGUUCAGCCACCACUGUAAAACAGGAGGGAGCAAGAUCAUUUUCAAGCAGAUGAAUAUCUUCAUAGAGCCUAGAUAAUUUUAAAUAGAAUGAUGGUACUAUAUUUACUUGCAUACCACACAUACCCUUUUCCCCAAAAUAUAGCCUCCACCCAAAAGCAGGGGUGCAUCUUAAGCAAGGAAGUUGAUUCUUCCUACAGUAUAAAAGCAUCCUACUUUAAUUCCCGCUCCACAGUGCAGCAGCAGUGACAUUACUAUUCAAGUAGCUGAGGGAGUCGAUUCACUUAAUGGUUCGUUGUUCUUCACUGUACAGCUGUUAAUGAUAGUCUCUCCUUUUUAAUAGUCUUGACAUUCUGCUAAUCAAGCUAACUUCUCUUAGGGCAAUUUUGCUGUAUGCUAGCCCCUCUUGGUGCCUCUUCUCUUAUUUCACAUCCCAGGACACUUUUAACUCUGUUCAAAAUUAUAGAUCUACAUAUGGAGACCUGUCUUUAACAGCAGCUAGGGAUUCAGUUUUUAUUUAAGCAAGAAAGGGAAGGCCAGUCAACUAGACAUUAGGCUCUCUCCCUAUUCUGUGCAGCCAUAACUUAGGAAGAAGUCUUUUUUGUUCUUCAUUUUGCCUUCCCAAAAAGAAGGUGCAUGUCUUAGGGGGCAUGCUGCAUCCAAGAAAAAAAAAAAGCAGUAUAUUGUGACUACGUUAAAGUAGGAUGAUUACCUGCUCCAAUUUAUUUACUCUUUAUUCAAAAACAUUUUUCUUGACCUGAAGAGCAGUUAGAUGGCGUUAAGGGAUACAGCUGACAUUAAGGGUUCUGACUAAAUAGGAAAGAUAUCUUGAAACGGAUCUUUUAAGACAGGACUCCUGCUAUAAAAGGUAACUGACCCAUUUGUGGGCAUGGAUUGAAAGCAUAACUACAAAGUAUGGGUUAAAAUAAAGUAUUUCCUUUAAGUGUUCCAAAGCAAAAUGUUAAUACUGUACAAGUCAGCUACCGUCAACAUUAAAAAUAUUUCAAUUCUUA
This is a messenger RNA of Alligator mississippiensis (American alligator), 3953 nucleotides long. RefSeq names its product thiamin pyrophosphokinase 1 (gene TPK1). The coding region runs from base 205 to 957 and encodes 250 amino acids. The transcript is spliced from 9 exons. Gene Ontology annotation, biological process: thiamine metabolic process; thiamine diphosphate biosynthetic process. Gene Ontology annotation, molecular function: thiamine binding; thiamine diphosphokinase activity; ATP binding. The record is from RefSeq and is a predicted model, not a curated record. NCBI's taxonomy places the organism in Eukaryota, Metazoa, Chordata, Crocodylia, Alligatoridae.